Molecule: messenger RNA, 403 nt
Organism: Symbiodinium sp. CCMP2456
Lineage: Eukaryota; Dinophyceae; Suessiales; Symbiodiniaceae
Source: the annotation of a GenBank genome assembly
AUGAGCGCUUGCCACAAAGGAGGACAGUGGCAGCUGGUAUUGGAGCUUCUCACUGCGAUGUCUGGCGCAGGUCUGACCUCGGACGUGAUUAGCUUCAGUGCUGCCAUCAGUGCAUGUGAGCCGUCUGGCUUGUGGGAGCAAGUUCUGCUACUACACGCAGAGAUGGCCAGAUUUCAAGUGGUGCCUAACCGGAUCACCUACAGUGCUAGCAUCAGCGCCUGCAGGGCAGGUAAGUGGCAACUGGCUCUCGAUUUCUUCGAGACGAUGCAAGCGCGAGGGAUGGAAGCGGACGUCGUCAGCUUCAAUGCUGCGAUUAGUGCCUGCGAGGAGGCUGCACAGUGGCAGCUGGCCCAUCACCUGCUUUCGGAAAUGCGGACAGCCAGGAUGGCCGUGAACGUGAUAA